Messenger RNA from Xiphophorus maculatus (southern platyfish), 1885 nucleotides. It is a transcript of the gene trim59, whose product is annotated as tripartite motif containing 59. The coding region runs from base 16 to 1440 and encodes 474 amino acids. Lineage: Eukaryota; Metazoa; Chordata; Actinopteri; Cyprinodontiformes; Poeciliidae. The transcript is spliced from 6 exons. Gene Ontology annotation, biological process: cilium assembly. Gene Ontology annotation, cellular component: cilium; centrosome; intraciliary transport particle B. The record is from RefSeq and is a predicted model, not a curated record. Gene Ontology annotation, molecular function: zinc ion binding.
GUUUACUAGACGUGCAUGAAAGCAGCACGAGAAGGAAGCGGAAAGGAGAAACCGUUGUGGACACUUUCCACUGAAAAUAGGAUUUAUCCACCGCUGGACUCCUGCCAGCUGUUCAGCAGGUGCGACCCCGCGGCGUCCCGUCCGCCUCCAGCGAUGGACAGCCUGGAGGAGGACCUGACCUGCUCCGUGUGCUACUCGCUGUUCUCCGACCCGCGCGUCCUGCCGUGUUCCCACACCUUCUGCAAGAACUGCUUGGAGAACCUGCUGCAGGUGUCCACCAACUACUCCAUCUGGCGCCCGCUGCGCCUGCCCAUAAAAUGUCCCCACUGCCGCAGCGUGGUGGAGCUGCCGCCGAGCGGCGUGGACGCGCUCCCGUCCAACGUGUCUCUGCGAGCCAUCGUCGAGAAAUACCAGAGGGACAGCGAGCCGCGGGCGCCGUCCUGCCAGGAGCACCGCAGGCAGCCGCUCAACAUGUACUGCGUCCAGGACCGGCAGCUGAUCUGCGGCCUGUGCCUGACCGUCGGCCAGCACCAUGGCCAUCCCAUAGACGACCUGCAGGCGGCCUUUGUCAGAGAAAAACAAACCCCGGCGCUGCUGCUGGCCAGGCUCUCGGAGCAGAAGUGGAGUCAGGUGUGUGAGCUGGGGGAGCAGCUGGAGCAGGAGAAGGCGCGCUGCGACGCUCUGCUGAGGCAGGACCGGCAGGAGGUCAACCAGUUUUUUGUCUCUUUAGAGGAGGUGCUGGCCAGGAAGAAGCAGGCCUACCUGGAGGCUCUGAGCGAGGCUGCUGCAGAGGUGGCCGCGACCUACGACCCCCUCAUCCACACAGUCAAGGAGCUGCAGGAGGAGCAGUUGGACCUGGUGUCUCUGGGCUCGUCUGUGGAGGAGGAAGACUCCCCCCUGGUGUUUUUGGAGAAAGUCCAUCAGUUCAGAGAUCGGGUGGAGAAGUUCAUCAGAACCCCGCUGCCCUCCGGCAUCAACCUGUCGGUGACGCCGCGCGCAGCGGCCUACCUGCAGCAGAACUGGCCCGCGGUGACCAUCAGCAGCCUGGAGCAGGCGCCGGUUCCCAAGCUGUGCUGCCGCACCAGAUGCGACGGUGGCGUCGGCACAGAGGCAGACCCGCCUGUCCCGCCUGCCUGGGACAGGUGGCGCCAGCUGAAGCCCACCGCUUCGGUAGCUCUGCUGGGCCUGCUGCUGCUGCUGGCGGCGUUGUGGGCCAACCCCGUCGGAGGCGCGUCGCUCGGGUUCUCCCUCCUUUCCCGCCUCAGUCAGCUGGCCCAGAGUCUGAGCGGCAGCCUCGUCUCGUCCGUGUGGGACACAAUGGAGGCGGAGUGCGCAGAGAUGGGGGCUGCAGUGCAGAGGUGGAGCUCGCAGCUGUCUGUCCUCAGAGACCGAGUCGUUCAGCAGGUGGCUGCUUUACUUAAAACGUCGACGUCUCGCUGAGGAAGGCCGAACUGGAAACCAAACUGUCUGAACGUGGAGGAGUCUCUUUUCCCCAGUUCCAAAGAACCAAAACUGCCUCACUUUUGUUACUUCUGCUAGUUACGAUUUUACAUUAACAGGUAUGUUUGAAGUUUCACAUAAAAAAAACACACUACGUCGUGUCCAGCCUAAACAGCAACAAGGGUUUUUGUUUUUUUUGCCUUCUCAGCGAAACAGGAAUUUAAUUAAGCCAGAAUUUCCUCUGCUCAUUUCCUGUCAGCACACUUAGGAGAUGAAGACAAUCAGAGGAGAAAUGCUGCAGCAGCAGCAGAUGUGCAGGUUUCACGUUCAUUUCCUGGGUGUUUCACUCUAUAAUCACACAUUAUGUAGCAAUAUUCAUUUUUGAUAAGUGUUACUUUCUUCUCAUUAUAUUACUUCCACUCAUAAUAAAAGUUGCAGAAACUUG